CAGGGCAUUGAGAAUGGACCUCCCACACUGAAGAAGGAGACCUGCAUGUGACUGGCGAUCUCAUUCUUUGUGAGAAAAGCUACACGACGUGACAGGCUCUGCAUGGCCAUGUUGCUUAUUCUGGUGUCCACAGAGGAAUACAGAAGAGGUCCUCAACACCUGACAGAAGGCAAAGCCGGCAACCCCUUUCCCUCUCUGGCUCCACCCAUCACGGUGCUGCUGGAUGGGAGGCAGCAGGUGCUCGUGGUUUGCCUGGUCCUGGAUGCUUUGCCCCCCAGCCUCGACAGCCCCGUCUGGUUCUCAGCCGGCAACGGCAGUGCACUGGAGGCCUUCAGCUACGGGCCCUCCCCAGCACCGGAUGGCACCUGGACUAGCCUGGCGCAGCUUUCCCUGCCUUCCGAAGAGCUGCAAACCUGGGAGCCUUUGGUCUGCCACACCCGGCCCGGGGCUGGCGGCCAGAGCAGGAGCACAGCCCCCCUCCAGCUGACAGGGGAAGCACCCACAUCCAGGACCUGCUUUCAGGAACCUCUCAGGGGGACACCGGGUCUGGUACUGCGGCUGAGCGCACUGCGCCUGCUUCUCUUCAAACUGCUUCUACUGGAUGUGCUCUUGACCUUCGGACCCCUCUGUGUGCUGGCGGGCCAGCACCUUAGACCACCACCCCCGUGCAAGCCCCUGCCUUCCGCCCACCGGAUUUGGGCGUAAUGAUGAGAGAGACUUCGAGCUUUGAUCUUACCCAGCCCUCUGAGGCUCUUUUCUGGAGCCCUUCUGGACACUUUGCUUCUGCGACCUGGGGUGGUAACGCAAAGCCCAGGCUAUGCGGAGGCCAGGUAGGCCGGCAGCUCACUCGGCCCCGCCUCACCCCACCCCCAUCGGUGGUCCUUACUCAGGUUGGGGAGUUUUGUUUUGUUCUGAGCGAGGUCUGCCUCUUCUUGUAAAUGGGACCUUCUGGGACUGGACUCUGCCUGCCCCUCAGACUGAGACUUUGGGAGGAAAAGGACUGUGUCUGUCUUGUCAGACGGGGUAGGAGGCUCUGCCCUAGUCCCGGCACAACACAUAAGGCUUAUAACGACACAGGAACCUCACAAAGCUUUUCAUUUGUGUGCCUGGGGGGAGUUGGUGGUGGUGCCUGACAUAGAGGAAGUGAUGGUCUGGGCAGGAUCCCUGGAGGAAGAGUGGGAAUCUGGAAAUUGCAGAGUGGGUCUGGAGGGGGAGUUGCAAGGAAUCUCUCUUUCCCCUACCGUCGUCACUGGACAAUGAUCCUGUCUGUUUCCUUCCCUGGCACAACCUCUCUGAGAGGGCAGAGCAGAGUGGGAGAGCCAGGGCUCAGCUGCUGGUCUUGCGCAGACUUGACAGAAGAGAGCAGAGCCAGGAUUCCCGGGGCAUCAGGAUCACAGCCAAUGCUCGAAGCAGAAGACAGUAAUUGCAAACCUACACACUGUUAAUUAAAAGUAAUUCAUUUGACAGAUACUCACUGAGCAUCAAUGAAGAGCCACGUACUAAAGAGGUCUGGUGUCUUAGUGAGGGUUUCUACGCUGUGGAGAGACACCGUGACCAUAGAAACUCCUAUAAAGGAAAACAUGUAUUUGGGGCUGGCUUACAGUUCAGAGGUGUAGUCCGUUAUCAUCAUGGCGGGAAGCAUGGCAGCGUGCAGGCAGGCUCUGUGCUAGAGAAGUAGCUGAGAGUUCUGAGAGACCCACAGGCAGCAGGAAUAGACAGUGAGCAACUGGGCCUAGCUUAAGCUUCUGUAACCCCAGAGCCCACUCCCAGUGACACACUUCCUCCAACAAAGCCACACCCACUCCAAUAAGAACAUACCUCCACAUAGUGACACUCCCUAUGGGCCUACUGGACUCACUUUGUAGACUCACUUUGUUCAGGCUGGCCUUGAACUCACAGAGAUCUGCCACUGCCUUCCUGAGUGCUAGAAUUACAGGCAUGCACCAUCAAGCCUGGCCGGGGGGGCGGAGGGCAUUUUUCUAACCACUGCAUUUGGCAUUGUUGGUUUUUCCUUGUUCCCUCAUGAGGGCCCUUGCAUGGCUAGAGAACAAGUUUCUCACGGUGGAAAAGGAUUUACUUCCAAUCACAUGUGCUUAUCUCUGUCUGUGGAUGUGAGAGUAGGUGCCUAUGGAAGCCAGAGAAAGUUGGAGCUGGAGUUACAGAUGGUUGAGAACCACCUAAUGUAGGUGUUAGGUAUCCAACAAAGGCCUCUAAGAGAACAUCUCUCCACCCCUUGAAUCAGUCUUCCUUCCUUCCUUCCUUCCUUCCUUCCUUCCUUCUUUCCUUCCUUCCUUCCUUCUUUCCUUCCUUCCUUUCUUCCUUCCCUCUUCCUCUCCCUCCUCCAUUCCUCCUCUGCUUUGACAUCUUCCUUUGCUUCUGCUUCUUCAAGACAGAGUCUCACUACAUAGCCCUGGCUGUCCUUGAACUCACAGAGAUUCUCUGUCUCUACCUCCUGAAUGCUAGGAUUAAAGGUGUGUCUUGUCACUAUGCUGGGCCCUGAGCCUUUUCUGAAUCCAUAUCUAUAUUGUAGCCAGAAUUUGCUGCUUUGUGGGUUCCUUUCUCUCUUCCACCCUUCUCUAUCCCUUUAUUUUUCCCUUUCAACCCCCUAACGCUAAAUAGGAGAGAAAAAAGGAUAGAAUGGAAAGUGGGUAUCAUUAUCUUUAGACUGCUUCCUGCUGAUUGGGGCCAUCGAGUUCCUUGGAGCAAGUUUGAUCUUUGCUGUCAGGAUACCCAAUUUCGUCUCAUUUCUUUUCAAACAACUACUUAACAAAAUGCAAACAGCAAACAAUAGCAUCUAACCACCAACCAGACACCUAUAGGACUCUAGCAUUUAUACAGCCUCUGGAAAGUCCCCAGAAUUCCAUGUGUCAUAACCUCAAAGAAACUAUCUGUAGCUGGCAUUUGGAAUUCUCUCUUCCUCUCUCUCUGUCUCUCUGUCUCUCUCUCUCUGUUUUAAAGAAGCCAAAAUUCUCACUACUCUAUAGGUUGAGGCAGGGUCUCAGUUGAACUCUAAAUUCUCACUAAAUUUACAGUUCACAGCUAGCUCAAGCUAGGCAGCUUGCUCCGAGGAUUCUCUCUCCAAACAGCACUGGGAUUACUAGUAGGAUGUCAUUCUUGCCAUUCAGUUUUGGUCUUGAUGCUUUUGUGGUAAGCAUUUUAACCACUGGGCCAUUUUCACAUCCCCAUCUCUGGCCUCUUUCUAUGGAGCAUUUAGGGAACAGGAACAUAGCUUAUGGUGAUGACAUUGUCUCCCUCCAUACAGGAAUCAAGCUUUCCCCCAUGGCUAGGUUCAGGGAGGGAUUGAGCUUUAGCCUCAACUUCUCUAGGCAUUGUCCCUUAGCCCUCAGCCCAGAUGCUGAGCCUAGGCUUUAAUGCUUGCCUCUGUAAAUGUCCCUUAGCAGCCCUCGGUCCAGAGGUCUAGUUCCUUCUGCUUCAACUUUCCUUGUUCUUCUCUUCAACUGUGUCCUGUUCCAGCCCCUUGAAUCACAUCUGUGGCUGAAAAAUAUCUCCAGGAGGGGUUUGGAGCCUUGUGAGUCAAAGGUGGUGGCCAGCUUCUGAUCUAUCCAGGUCUAACACAGCCUAGGGAAGUAGAGAUGCCCUGGAGAUUCCUCCAGUCUGAGGUAGUGGGACAUUCUGUGUGCCGAAGCCCCAUCUAGCCAAAGUGCCCUGAUACGGACACUGUUAAGUGUUACAGCGCUGAAGCUAAACGUAUCCUGGCAGUCAGGAGCCAAGCAAUACCACAGAGUCACACAGCACAACAAACCUCACACAAGAGAUUUAUUAGGAAUUGCAGUGAGAUUUUUGUAAUUUUGAUCACUUAAAAGAAAUAAAGAAAGCCAGGCACAGUGGUACAUGCCAGCACUUGGGAGGCAAAGGCAGGUGGAUCUCUGUGAGCUUGAGGCCAGCCUGGUCUACAAAGUGAGUCCAGGACAGCCAAGGCUACACCAAGAAACCCUGUCUCGAAACAAACAAAUAAAAACCCAGAAAUGAUAUGGAAAUAUGUUUUUGUUUUAAUUCCAGGUGUGGGGAUAUGAGGCUGCUUCACAGAAGGUGACUAUGAUUUGCCUUGUGCUCUGGCAGGGGUGUGGUUUUGCCAGCUGCCAAGUGUUUCUGCAGGGUUGUGACAUUUGCAAUUCUGGGAACUUUUCAGAGAAUAUAUAAAUGCUAGGGCCCCAAGAGGCAGGGUUGC
Meriones unguiculatus (Mongolian gerbil) is the source of this 4189-nucleotide messenger RNA. RefSeq names its product pre T cell antigen receptor alpha (gene Ptcra). The record is from RefSeq and is a predicted model, not a curated record. Lineage: Eukaryota; Metazoa; Chordata; Mammalia; Rodentia; Muridae. The coding region runs from base 103 to 705 and encodes 200 amino acids. The transcript is spliced from 4 exons. Gene Ontology annotation, biological process: negative regulation of thymocyte apoptotic process.